Molecule: messenger RNA, 1335 nt
Organism: Protopolystoma xenopodis
Lineage: Eukaryota; Metazoa; Platyhelminthes; Monogenea; Polystomatidea; Polystomatidae
Source: the annotation of a GenBank genome assembly
AUGGCUGGGUUAUUUUUGAGGACGUUCGAGUAUAUUGCUUCAGGCCAAGAAGGCUUACUGAGUGGCAGUGCUCGAUCCAGCAAGAGCGACUUUACCACCGCCUCAUGCUUCUUUCCGCAUGGAUUUACCAAAAAGAAGGGCGUUGCAAAAGCCAAAACGGUGCAGGAAAGUAAGCCGCCUGCCGGAUUUGACGUGAGUCCAGCCCGCGAAGACGGCCUCGACACAAGUCACAUAAUUCUGAGUCCGCUUGCCUUCGAGCAGGAGGCAAAAGAAAAGCUGGCCGUGCCGACAAACAAAGGCCAGGAUGGCGAUAGCAGAAGAGGCGGUAGAGAGGCAGAGAUGGUGGCUGAAAGUGAAGCGGCCAGCGACUUCGACAAGGCCAAGAUGCACGGUCCGAGCAAGGGUCAGCCUGCUCAGAUGGACACGAAUUGGAGGGCGACAGAGGGCCCUAGGCUGCCACGGAGUUACAGCUCCAGUAGCAACGACAGUGACACGGAUACCUCGGACCCGAAGUCCAACCCAGACGACUCGCGUACCUCUUCUCUGCACAGUGUCUCGCUCAACCUGUACAAACGUUCUUCCUUUCACUGGCUGGCCAGUUCAGGCUCGAAGACGCUGCAAAUCAACUAUCCGAGCAGCAAAGAGGAUCACAGCGAGGACUCUUUCAGCGAUCGGAAUCUCGAGGCAGUUCAGUUGAUGCAGGCGCCUGGGAUGGGCGUGAGGCGAGUGAAAGUGUGUUCUGGUGAAAGACAGCAGAAAGGGCCGUGUGGAGCCCAGAUGGAGGACGAAGAGGCGCAAUCGAGGCAUGAGGCCCUCUUGCCGGAACACUACUGCUUCCAGGAGUCUGCCUUGGGCCGUCACUCCCAUUCGCCGUUCCUCGGACUGCACGCCGCCGAGCAGCAGAUUGGACUUCCCCGACGCCAUUCUAGCCUCGGGGACGACGGAUCCUGUUCUACAAAAGACGACGUAGGGCUGACCGUCAAGAAGAUGCCCACCUCGUGUUCGAGAGAUCGAGUCUCUCUGGCUAGGCCGGUCACGGAGCCAGUUGGCAAUGAAUCUUGGAUAAAGCGACUGCGUCGACGCUUCGUGGGCUGGACAAAGUCGGAAUGCAUAACGGCAACCGAAAUGUUUCCGCAGAUGUGCAAUGCCGAGCUGGAGUAUUGGAUUCCAAUGCAGUGGGCCAUACGAAUGAUUCACAGAGCCUAUGUGUGCGGCUAUAUUGUAGAGCCGAGAGACCUCAACACCCUCAUCAUGGUGUUGUCACUUGAAGUUCACGAACCUGCUUGGGCUCCUGUUGGUUUUCUCGGGCAUUCUGAGGUAAACUCAUCUCAGUGA